Messenger RNA from Notolabrus celidotus (New Zealand spotty), 2804 nucleotides. RefSeq names its product zinc finger protein 708-like. The transcript is spliced from 6 exons. The record is from RefSeq and is a predicted model, not a curated record. The coding region runs from base 410 to 2785 and encodes 791 amino acids. Lineage: Eukaryota; Metazoa; Chordata; Actinopteri; Labriformes; Labridae.
CGGAAGAAGACAGGCGCCAUUUUAAUUUAAACAACAUCCGGGCCUUUUAAAGCUACCGGACCAUCGGACCUCUUCCCCCCGAGCUCGGUACAGUUUCUCCCGGUUAGCCCGGUAGUCUCUCCCGGUUAGCUCGGUACAGGUUCUCCCGGUUAGCUCAGUACAGUCUCUCCCGGUUAGCUCGGUACAGUCUCUCCCGGUUAGCUCGGUACAGGUUCUCCCGGUUAGCUCGGUACAGGUUCUCCCGGUUAGCUCAGUACAGUCUCUCCCGGUUAGCUCGGUACAGUCUCUCCCGGUUAGCUCGGUACAGGUUCUCCCGGUUAGCUCAGUACAGUCUCUCCCGGUUAGCUCGGUACAGGUUCUCCCGGUUAGCUCAGUACAGUCUCUCCCGGUUAGCCCGGUAGUCUCUGGGAUGGAGCAGACCGACGCGUUCCGCCUUCAGACCAAGCUGAUCCUACAGACAGCGUCGGAGUCUGCUGUGUCCAUCCUCCUGCUGAGACCUGGACCAGACCUGGACCUGGAGCGGGCUCGCCUGGCAGCUGUCCUCCACGCUGUGAGCAGAGAAGCAGUGCGCCAGAUCUGCAGAGUGUUCAGAGAGCUGAAUGGCAGUGUGCUGAGGGAGAACUGUCACCUGAGGGACAAAGUGGAACACCUGGAGUCCAAACUGAGCUUAAAGGUCCAGAGAACUACGCAGACACUCUACAGGAUCAAACCGUCAGAUGGCCCCACCCACUCCCUGGACUUCAACCAACCAGCAGCCAACCCCACUGCACUUGCUGCUGCCAUCCUUAACUCCGCCAAAUCCAGAAGAGGCCGGGCGGGAAGAACCUCUCAGGUCCCUCUUGUCAUUAUCAGCCAGCCUCUGCCUGGACCAAUCACAGGCCAGAGCAGCCAGAGAGGCCCCGCCCCCUCUGAGGAAAAACAAUAUCAAUCCAACAAUAAUGUGAUUGCUAAUGCUCAUGCUAACCUGUCUGCUGCUGCACCAGAAACCAACAUGGUCUCCAAAAAUCCGCAUUCAGCACCAGAUGUAGCCCAACCUUCCAUGACAUCACUUCCUGUGACUAAUUAUCCUCCAAACAGAGAGCCGACCAGUUGGGAAGACGUGACCGCAGCAGAGGAAGAACAUGCUGAUGCUAGUGCAGCAACCAAGAGCCACUGUGAGGGACACACAACACCUGAGAGACACACAGCUAAGGAGGAGGAGAGGAAGGAGGAGGAGAGGAAGGAGGAGGAGAGGAAGGAGGAGGAGCAGAAGGAGGAGGAGAGGAAGGAGGAGGAGAGGAGGAGGAGGCGUGAGCGAUACAAAGAGAAGAGGUAUUUCUGUGAGCGCUGUGACAAAGGUUUCCAUCAGAAGCACCAGCUGAGGAAACAUGUGUCCAGUCACACCAAACCGUUCCCCUGCAGUUCUUGUGACAAAGGUUUCUUUAAAGCCUCGAGUCUGCAGCGCCACCUGCUGGUCCACCAGCUGAGUGAAGCCCGCCAGAGUGACCCCGACAACCUGCUGCGCUGCGAUCAGUGUGACAGGAAGUUCAGUCGGCUGCGGCAGCUUCGGGCUCAUCAGAUGACUCACCGGCUGCAGAAAACGCCGCUCAAGUGUAACGUCUGCGAUCGCAGCUUCACCUCGGUGGGCUCGCUCAGGUACCACCAGCUGUCACACUCCCAGGUGAAGCCCUUCAUGUGCAACUGCGGGAAAGGCUUUACCAGAAAGAAGAGUCUACAAGAGCACCAGACCAUCCACACUGGCGCCCGGCCAUACUGCUGUCCCACCUGUGGGAAGACCUUCUCCACCACCGGAAACCUGCGCACCCACCUGAGGUCUCACUCAGAGGCACGGCCGCACAAGUGCAGUGAGUGCAACAAGGCCUUCAAGAGCAAGAUGGGACUACUGCAGCACCACCUCGUCCACUCAGGGGAAAAACCCUUCAGCUGUCCCACCUGCGGACUUAGCUUCAGCCUCAAGUACAACUUCCAGAGACACCUGCGCCUCCACAACGGAGAGAAGCCAUACAGGUGUAGUAAAUGCGGAGAGGGCUUCACAGGUACCUGGGCUCUGAAGACCCACAUGCAGGUCCACGGUGUGGAGAAGACGUUUAUGUGUGACCUCUGUGGGAAGACCUUUUUUUAUAACUGUCAGCUGCAGAAGCACCAGCGGCUCGUCCAUCAAGACAAGGUUCGAGAGCGGGCUGUGAGACGGCGGCAGGCUGCGGUGAAGCCGUUCAGCUGCGCCACCUGUCUGAGGAGCUUCAGCACCAACGCAGCGCUGAAGAUGCAUGAGAAGAGCCAUGCCGAGAAUAAAGAAUUCCCCUGCAACACCUGCGGGAAGUCUUUCCACCUGCGACACCUGUACCUGUACCACAUGAGGCAGCACAGCGGUGACCGUCCAUACGUCUGUAGCAUCUGUCAGAAAGGCUUCCUGCUUAUGGCGCAGCUAAAGCAGCAUGAGCUGCUGCACACUGGAGUCAAACCUCACAGGUGUGACGAGUGUGGGAAAGAGUUUAGGACGCCACAAAACUACCACCGCCACCGCCUGGUCCACACCGGGGAGAAACCGUACGAGUGCGCCGUGUGCAGCAGGAAGUUCAGGCAGUCCAACCAGCUCAAGUCUCACAUGCAGAUCCACACUGGGGUGAAGCUCUACACCUGUGAGCGCUGUGGGCAAGGCUUCUCAGACUCGCGGCAGCUGAAGAAACACGGAUGUGGGGAGGAGUGUCCCGGGACGGAGCCUGGCAGCAGGUGCAGGAAACAGAAGAACUUUUUGUCGUGGCCGGAGAGUUUCACAAACGAAUAAAUGAUUCUUCAACAUUUCA